Messenger RNA from Closterium sp. Naga37s-1, 531 nucleotides. Lineage: Eukaryota; Viridiplantae; Streptophyta; Zygnematophyceae; Desmidiales; Closteriaceae. The record is from the annotation of a GenBank genome assembly.
AUGGCGCGGCCCGGCGCGGCUAGCAGAGCGGCGGGCGGCGGGAGGUGGCGCGGAAGGGUGGCAGCGUUGGCGUAUCUCGCCGCAUUCGCGCUCGCUAUCGGGACAGCAGCAGCAGCACAAACAGCUAUACAAGAACCAGCAUCAGCAGCAGCAGCAGCACUCGUUUCACCAACUGACGUGGCAGGAGCCCCUCCCGCGUCAAUUGUUUCAGCUGCUGACGUGGAAGCAGACGCGGAAGAAGGGCAGGAGAGUCUGCAAGCGGGGCUGACUAUAGUGAACACAUCUACUGAUCCUGGUGCAGUCUGCCUGGACGGUUCCCCUCCAGCCUUCAACUGGCAUCCUGGCAGGGGCACCGGGAGGAACAAGUGGAUUCUCUAUCUUGAGGACGCAGCUCACUGCAUCGACCGCAGCUUCUCCAACUUCGGCUCCUCCACCCAGAUGGGCGACUGGCUGCUGCAAGGGCUGCUCUCCUCUAGCAGAGCAACCAACCCCGAUGGGCCACUGGCUGCUGCAAGGGCUGCUCUCCUCUAG